Hipposideros armiger (great roundleaf bat) is the source of this 3687-nucleotide messenger RNA. It is a transcript of the gene DALRD3, whose product is annotated as DALR anticodon binding domain containing 3. NCBI's taxonomy places the organism in Eukaryota, Metazoa, Chordata, Mammalia, Chiroptera, Hipposideridae. Gene Ontology annotation, biological process: tRNA C3-cytosine methylation; arginyl-tRNA aminoacylation. The record is from RefSeq and is a predicted model, not a curated record. Gene Ontology annotation, molecular function: ATP binding; arginine-tRNA ligase activity; tRNA binding. The transcript has 13 exons. The coding region runs from base 1966 to 3576 and encodes 536 amino acids.
GUCUGCGGCCGGAGCUAGCGGAAGGGGACGCCGUGGUAGGGUGAUGGUAGUUGUCCGGGCGGGGCCGACUGGGCCGAACCGGACCAGACAUUGAACUAGACAGCCGCUGGAGCAUCGCUCUGUCCUCGCUCACUCUGCUCGCGUUCCGAGAAUCCCCCGUCCCCGGUUUGAGCCGAAUCCAGAGAGUCUACUGGCGCCCGCGCGGGGUUCGGACAUCUCCGCGCGCCCACGGUGUCGUGGCCUCAGGGGAACGUUGCGGCGUCUGCUAUCCGCGGGGGCGGGCGGGCAUCUUGGCACAGAUGAGGAUGGUCGCAGUGGAUUCCUAGGGGUUCCGUCGCCACCGUACGGGCCCACUGGGGCCCCUAGCGCUAUGGGCGCUGGCAGCUUCGCCGGACAAAGGGCCCCGGGUGCGGGGGUGUCUCCGAGGCGGGCUCGCGGGUUUACUUCCUCCUCGGCCCCACGGGCGUGCUUCCCUCUUGGCUGUCCCGAAGCCCGCCCCGCCACCGUCACCGCACAAGUGGCUCUGGCUGAGUGAGACCAGUAGGACUAAUCCUACCCCGCGGAUCUGAUCCGGAUCGGAACUCGGUCCCAGGGCAGGUCCCCACCGCCCCUCCUAUUGUUUGGGGGCCCAGGUGUGCCUUCAGACUGGAAGUGACGGGUGUAGUCGUCUGAGAGCCUGGGCUGUGGCCAUCUGCGAAACCCGGGGUAGCACUGGUGAGGGAAAGAGGACCCAAGUCCCCCAUAUAGGGCUGCAAUGGCGGUGAGUCCCACAGGGCUGCCCCAGCCCGCAGCUCGCUAAAGAUAGCCCUUCACUUCCUGGGGAAAAAACCACCCCAACCGUCUUAGUGUACAGAGAGUAGCUGAAGUCCCCAGCUGGGCCUCCAGCCCCAACCCUGUUAACUAUCCCCGAGGCGCGCGCCUGCGGCAUAGAAAGUGCUUUGGAAUGACACGAUCACUCUCGUUGAGUGGGCACCCAAGAAGCCAUCGGGAAUGUCGUGUCCGCCCAGUGCUCUUUCGGCGCCUCCCAGGAGGGCCUUGAAGCCCUGGCCCAGAGAGGGGCUUUGCCAACCUUUUCCUGCUUCUAUGGUCCCCUCCCUUCUGAGUUUUGGGCACUGUCACUGCUCCAGGGCAGAGAUCACAGUUUUACCAGCACUCUGUGCUGCGUCAGGGAAAAGGGGGUUUAAGUUACAUUGAAGUGAAAACAUGGGGGACAGGAAAGAGCUUUCUCUUGGACAGAGGAGUGGAAUACUCCAGCUGAGCUGCUCUUUAGCUUGCUCUUCUUAUGGUCACAUUGUUUAGUUGACCCACAAUGGCUCGUUACCUAAACCAGGAAGCGGGAGGGUCCCUGUUAAAGUACACUAGGUUAAAGGAGAAAGCUUUCGAAGCCGGAAAUUCUGGAAACCAUCGUGAUGGUUUUAAUUCCUGAAGAAUCAAGACGAGAAAACUGGCAGUUCUAUCAGUGGGCAUUUAUCGGGAAUAAAGACAACCCAUGUCCUAAAGUAGGAAAUGCAAAUAACCUGAAACCGCAGAACACAAAUUCUUUUUAAAACGAGGUUGUUUUUUUUUAAGUAGGUCGUGAAGGUGGCAUUAAUGUUAGCUGCCCUCUUCCAGUGACAAUUUGUUUGGAACUUGGCAACAUUUUGUUCAUGUGUAAAAUGGGGGAAACAAAACGUAGACUUCGAUGAGAGCAAGAGUCCCCACCAGGUCGCGAGGGUCCUUCCCUUGUUUGGUAACGCGGGUGACAGCGAAAGAACUGUGGGUGAGGGAAGACUCCGAGAUUUCGGACCCAGGACCAAGCACAGAAGGUGGGCCACGCUAAGGCAGUCGGUCGAAAGCAACGGCCGCUGUUCCCUCUGGUGCACCUGCCCACUCAGGGACCGGAUCUCCGCCCUGGCCGGUCGGUCUUCCCGGAAGUUCGGCCUCCUGAUAUUUUGCUUCCGCUUCCGCUCGCUCCUUCCAGUCGCCAUGGCGACGGGGCGCCUUGGGGUCGAAGAGACUCUGGGGGCCCUUAACGCGGCUUUGGGACCUGGUGGCCCCGUGUGGUUCAAAGAGACGCGCGCCCGCCACCUACAUGCCCGAGACUUCCUGGCGCCGCGGCGCGCGCUACAAGCACGCUUCGGAGACGGACAGGUGCCCGAACGUGUGUUCCAUGCGGUGGCCGUCCUGCAGGGCCCCGGCGUGGCUCCAGUGCUGCGCUGCGCACCGACCCCCGCGGGUCUGGCGCUCCAGCUGCAGCGGUCCGCUGUCUUCGAGCGCGUGCUCGGCGCGGUGGAGGCCUAUGCUGCGCCCGCCGCACCGGCCACGCCGGGUCUGCGCGUCCUCCUGCACUGCCCAGCGCUGCGCGCCUCCCCCUGCGUACUCCGCCUGAGCCAGCUGCGGGCGGUGCUCGUGGCCGAUCACCUGGCGCGAGCUUUGCACGCUCAAGGGGUGAGUAUUCGCCUAGUGCCCGCCGUGCGGGAUCCGCACAUGUCGACAUUCCUGCAGCAUCUGCAAGUGGACUGGCCUGCUACCUCGGAGCGAGCCGAGACCGAAACCUUGAGGAGCCAAGCACUGGCAGAGCUUAGCCCUGCUGGUGACAGGGGAGCCCUGCCCCCUGGCGUUCUGGGCAGUGUGUGCCUGAAGGAUCUGUUGGAACAACGGGGACGCACAGCUGGCUACGACCCCAAUCUGGACAACUGUCUGGUGACCGAGGAUUUGCUCUCUGUGCUGGCUGAGUUGAGGGCAGCCCUGCUGCACUGGCCUGAGGCUGCAACCCCCGAUGCUGGUGCAGACAGCUGCAUGGUGGUACAUGUGGUAAGCUGCGAGGAGGAGUUCCAGCAACAAAAGUUGGACCUGCUUUGGUGGAAGUUGGAUGAUCAGGCUCCUCUCAGACAGAAGCACCUGGUCUGUGGCUCAGUGAAAGUAGCUGGAGCACCCGGCACCCUGACUGCCCCAGAGUACUAUGAGCUCAGGCACGCUCAGGUAUGCAAGGCCUCGGCACUGAAGCACAGCAGAGACCUGACAGAAGACCCAGCCUGGACAGAAACCUUCAGGGUUCUCUCUGUGGCGACCAUCAAGUUUGAGAUGCUCAGCACAGCCCCGCAGAGUCAGCUGGUCCUGGCCCUGGCGGACAGCAGCAUUUCCACAAAGGGCACCAAGAGUGGCACCUUUGUCAUGUAUAAUUGUGCCCGUCUGGCCACACUCUUUGAGGGUUACAAGCACAGCAUGGAACAAGGUCUGUACCCCCCUUUUCCACCUGUGAGCAGUCUGGAUUUCUCACUGCUCCAUGAUGAGGGUGAGUGGCUGCUGCUGUUCAACAGUAUCCUCCCGUUCCCAGACCUGCUGAGCCAGGCGGCAGCCCUGGACUGCACAGCCCUGGGGCUGCACAUCACUGCACGCACGGAGAUGGUGUGCAAGUCCCUGGUGAAGCUCAGCAUGGACUUCAGCUCCUACUACAACCGUGUACACAUCCUAGGGGAGCCUCGGCCACACCUGUUUGGGCAAAUGUUUGCCCGUCUGCAGCUUCUACAGGCUGUGCGUGAGGUGCUCCACACUGGCCUGGCCAUGCUAGGUCUCCCGCCACUCAGCCACAUCUAAGGCUACAGAGGGUCCAAUGUUUGGGAAUGUUCAUGGAGUCAACUGAAGAAAAAAAACCCCACAGGUUUUGUUAAGAAACCUGGAGCCAAAAUAAACCAUUAUGCAGCUCUG